Messenger RNA from Exophiala bonariae, 3894 nucleotides. RefSeq lists its product as uncharacterized. Gene Ontology annotation, cellular component: plasma membrane. Lineage: Eukaryota; Fungi; Ascomycota; Eurotiomycetes; Chaetothyriales; Herpotrichiellaceae. The transcript has 7 exons. The coding region runs from base 1 to 3894 and encodes 1297 amino acids. Gene Ontology annotation, molecular function: protein binding. The record is from RefSeq and is a predicted model, not a curated record.
AUGGAUCCUGCCAUAGUGGGAAGUGCUCAAUUCGGGCUCCUCUUCAAGACAAAGUUCCCCGGAACAUACCCAGUCGGAGGACAAAACAUCGCGGAACAAAUCUUUUCACAACCUUUGGUGUACACCGGUUCUGAUGGCGUUCAAUAUAUCUACGUGGCAACAACUCAGAACAAUGUCUACAAGAUCACUGCGAAGACGGGGGUCAUCGUGGCAUCUCGCAAUCUUCAUCGGCCCUUCCUCGUCAGUGACUUGGCUGGUUGCGUGGACAUCAAUCCAACAAUUGGGAUCACUGCGACUGGGGUUAUUGAUCCAGCUACAGAUACUUGGUACUUGACGGCGAAGACAUAUGUCGAUCAAAACCUCAAUGGCCCAUCUGGACGGCCCAAUGGCCGCUAUUAUAUCCAUGCCAUUAGUACCGUCGACUUGACUGAGCGGCCCAAUUUUCCUGUUGAUCUCGAAGGAAUGGUAGCUAGGAACAAUCCGGUUCGGUCAUUCAAUGGUGGUAUUCAUCACCAACGACCAGCUUUGCUUCAUACUGGAGAUUUUGUCUAUGCAGGAUUUGCUAGCCACUGUGUUCAAUGGAACUUUACCGGCUGGAUCGUUGGCUGGCACAAGGGCACAGGACAGUUGGUUGAACGCUUUGCAACUGAAGGUGCUGGAGUUGGUCCCAAUGUACCAGGUGCGGGAGUGUGGAUGUCUGGAGGCGGUCUUGCAAGCGAUGACAAAGGGUCCAUGUUCUUUGCUACUGGAAAUGGUUAUGCCUCUCAACUUGAUAGUGUACCAGUCAAUGGGCGAAAUCCACCGACUUCUCUCGAAGAAGCUGCGGUACAUAUGUCUAUCAAUACGGAUGGCUCUCUGACUGUUGUCGAUUUCUUUAUGCCCUGGGAGAAGAAGCAAUUGGACGGGGCUGAUAAAGGUAUGAUUCGAUGUCAUUAUGUUACAUCAACGACACAGGCUGACCCGAGCCCAGAUCUUGGAACUUCCCCGCUACAGAUCCUUCCGAGUCAAUUCUCGUGUGGGAAUAUCAAACGUAUCGGUGUUGUGACUGGCAAAAGCGGCAAAACCUAUUGGCUCGAUCUUGAUAACCUGGGAGGCUACCAAAACGGUCCAAACAAGCUCGACAGCGUCAUUCAGGUUGAACAGAAUGAGAACUCUGCCUAUGCCGGUGCUGGUGUAUAUCCCUUUGAGGGAGGAUAUAUUUACAUUAAUGUCAUUCAGUACGAGACGCAUGUUUUCAAAUUCUCCUGCAGUGGCGGCAUUCCCUCUUUCAACAAGGUUGCCGAUUCGCCUGAGAAGAAUGCUUACGUCCUUGGUGUUGGUCACGGCACAGUCACAUCUUUACGUGAUGAGCCUGGCACUGGGCUUCUUUGGACGUCAGAUGUUGAAGGUUCGAAUCUUCGGAUUUACAAUGCUAUCCCCAAUGGCAGGCUACUCAACGAGAUUAACUCGUUUGUGACUCCGGGCACGACGAAGUUCACUCGACCUGUCUUCGGAGAUGGAGUUGCUUACCAAGGGACAACUCAGGGCUUCAUAUAUGCCUACGGGUCUCCCGUCAAUCUACCACUGAACUGCACAUCACUUCAAUUUGGGACCGUAAAUCUCAACACUACAACAUCACCAAUGAUGAUGCAAUGCAAGGCUAAUACUGCUGUCACCGUUACAGCCGCAGCAGUAUCAGGUAAUCCAAACUUCGCAAUCAGCGGAUUUACUAUACCUAUCUCUCUCGCAAAAGAUCAAUUGUUCCAAAUCCAAACCACUUUCACCCCUCAACAAGUUGGUCCUCUGUCGUCUUCAAUCAUACUGAACACUACUCAGCAGGCCGCUGGCUUCAGUAUUAAUACUCCUGUCCAGCUCAGAGGGACUGGGCAGAGUCAAGCACCUCUCUUGAUGGUGAAUCCGAAUACUGUGACCUGGAACGGUGUCAUUACAGGCCAGCAGCUGGGUGGUGUCAACCAAUCUUUAGUUCUGAGCAAUGCUGGAAAUAGUCAAUUGACGAUCAACAAAGUCCAAUACUCUGUGGUAGGAGAAACAGGCCCGUGGAUCACGCCAAACGGUACUACAGAUCGACCCCUUGUAUCUGCGUUUACGUUCUACAGUAUGCCGACAUCAAUACCUCCAAAUAGUGCGGUCACUGUUCCGAUCAAUUUCAACCCUCCAUCAAGCGGAAACUAUGGUGUAUAUGUUCAAUUUAUCUCCACGGGAGGAACGAAAGUUCUUGAUGUUCUCGCUGCGGGAACUGAUCAACCCAAUGCCCUGCUUGAAUUUCAAGCCGUCGAUGGCACUUGGACUUCUUAUGACAGCAAGAAGCCCUUCAAUUUCGGCAACGUCACUCAGAGCACCAGCCGAUACCUAAAACUCCGUCUGACGAACAAUGGAACCAAAAGUGCCGCUCCCAUCUCCGUGACGGUCAGCAAACCGCCUUUCGGUAUACCAGGCAGUAUCAUUGGGGCCAAUAAUCAGGUUGAUCUCGCCGAAGGUACCUUGAUAUACGCUGGUCAGAACGCUACUGCGACCUUGUUCUGUUCUGUACCUAGAAGUCAGAUCAAUGUCGACCCAUACAACGGUACAGCCAUGUGGACCAUGAAUCUGAAUGAUCCCAAAUUCGGCAAACAGUUCAUUCAAUUCACCUGCAAUGCUGUCUCUGAGCAAGCUCCACCAUUGAAUCAAGCAACUCAACAAGGCAUAUAUCGCUAUGCUGGAUGUUUCAAAGAGAACAAUCCUGGUCGACAACUCCAGGUUGCUGUUUACAAUGGUCCACAGAAUACGAAUGAAAAAUGCAUCGCUUCAUGUUCUGCUGGUGGUUACAUCUUUGCAGGUACGCAAUACAACCAAGAGUGUUGGUGUGGCUACAAUCGCCCCAAGCUUGUCACCAUGGAUUCCAAUUGUCAGUUUCCAUGUUCUGGCAAUAUUACUCAGAGCUGUGGUGGCAAUGGAGUUGACGGGACAGGUUCGUUCAUUUCAUUGUUUGGAGACACUACACGUUGGAAUGGAAAUACCACUGAUGUUCCAGGACCUUACGUCAACCCAGGCACGCUCGGGUUCUCAAGCUUGGGAUGCUAUACCGAGCCCAACAAUGGCAGAGCACUACCUGUACAGAAGAACGCGGACAACACUGUUGCCGGAUGCUUGAGAGCAUGUCAAGGAUAUAGCUACUCGGGCGUUGAGUAUGGCGGACAAUGCUUCUGUGGUAAUACACUUGCAAGUGCAUCCUUGAGUACCAGCUCGUCCGAAUGUGGUAUGACCUGUGGAAACAAUCAGACGGAGUAUUGCGGCGGCCCAAGCCGUCUCAACAUGUAUAUGUAUGGUGGUGGCUCUACGGUACCAACCCCACCGUCAAACCCAGAUCCAGGCAAUCCGAACCCAUCAGAUCCACCAUCGGGGCUCAUUACCCCUUCAACUAUCCUCAACUUCACUUAUCAGUCCUGCUACACCGAAGCCACGACGGGCAGAGCCCUUACAUCCUUCGCAUCAGCCGAUUCCAGUAUCACCUUGCAGACAUGUGCUUCAAGUUGUACUCAAUACCAGUAUUUUGGAGUCGAAUAUGGUCGCGAAUGCUAUUGCGGCAACACUCUUAGUACCGGAUCAGCUCCAGUCUCGGACGGCCGCUGCAACAUGGCAUGUGCCGGCAAUUCCAGUAUGGUCUGUGGAGGACCAAACGGAUUGACAAUGUACAAAAACCUCAGUUUUGUGCCUGGUUCUGACACUCCCAGCAAUCCACCAGUUCCGGCAGGUCCUUCAGUCGUCUCAACUAUUGGAAACUGGCAAUAUGUUGACUGUCACACUGAAGUUCCAGGACGAGCAUUGACAGGCAAGGCCGUUGCAAGCAACGAUAUGACAACUGCGUAUUGUGCGGGCAAUUGUACCGGAUUCAAUUUCUUUGGUGUUGAAUGGUAG